Molecule: messenger RNA, 378 nt
Organism: Prunus armeniaca (apricot)
Lineage: Eukaryota; Viridiplantae; Streptophyta; Magnoliopsida; Rosales; Rosaceae
Source: the annotation of a GenBank genome assembly
AUGGAGAAAAAUAACUUCAGUGGUAGUAUUCCUGCUAUUAUUGGUAACCUUUGGAUGCUAAGGAGAUUAGAUUUAUCUGAAAAUGAGUUUUCUGGCCUGAUUCCAUCAUCACUAGCCAACAUAACUCAACUAUAUGCUCUUUAUCUUCAAAACAACCGCUUAACGGGGACUAUUCCUUUGAGUUUUGGAAAUCUUUCAUACUUGCAAGAGCUAGACCUUUCUCAGAAUCAUCUCAAUGGAACCAUACCCAAACAACUUAUGAGUCAGUCUUCCCUAACCAUUUCCCUUAACCUUGCUCAUAAUCAAUUGACUGGUUCCCUGCCCUCCGAAGUUGGAGCCUUGAAAAAUCUAGGAAACUUGGAUCUUUCUAAGAAUUAG